Molecule: messenger RNA, 1278 nt
Organism: Schistosoma mattheei
Lineage: Eukaryota; Metazoa; Platyhelminthes; Trematoda; Strigeidida; Schistosomatidae
Source: the annotation of a GenBank genome assembly
AUGGGACGAUUUCUAAAACAAUAUAGUUUAGAAGAUAAAACACAAGCUGGGAAGAUUAUGUCUGCUGUCGGAAAAGCGUUAAGUAGCUCAGCCCAACAAAGACUUACUUUACUCAGUCCACUUGAUCGUGUUCAUCAAGAAGUCAAAACAUUCAGACAACAGGCAAUCAGUGACACAACAAAUACAGUUAAAAUUAUGGAACAAGGUCGCACAGAAUAUCGAGGUGCUUUGUUAUGGAUGAAAAACGUAAGCGAAGAGUUGGACCCAGAUACAUACAAACAGCUGGAGAAGUUUCGGUGCGUUCAAGCACAGGUUCGUAAAGCAAAAGCAUCAUUCGAUCGCCUAAAAGUGGACAGUAUGCAAAAAGUAGAUCUGUUAGCAGCCAGUCGAUGUAAUAUGCUGAGUCAUGUACUUGUCGGCUAUCAGAAUACUUUGUUGACUUUUCUUGAAAAAACGUCUCAUAUGAUGGUAGCAGUAGCAGAAAGUUUCAGAGGUUACCAAUACUAUGAAUUUUCAAUUCUUCGGCAUUUGAGACCAGAAAGUCGUAAAUUGGCUGGAUAUAAGAGCGAUGAUGAGAAAGACAGCGAUAGGUUAGACAGUGGAUUUAAUCAAGUUGAAUUAAGUGAUCCCGCAAUUAUGAAUUCUGAUGACAAUAACCAUGGAAUACAUCAAACAAAAUUAACAGAUGAAGAAGAAUUUGAUAAAAGAUUAGAUGAAAUUUUCCUAGAAAAUCAUUACAACAAUAACAUUAGUGGUCUGAUUAAUGAAUCUAGUGAGCAAGUCCCUGCUGAUCAUAGAGAUUUGUUCACUGAUCUGUUUCUUAGUGAUGCAAAAGAAGAUAGAUUUGCUGGACACCUUUCUGGAGUGGAUAUUCGUUCUUUCAAUUCGGAAAUAAAGACGGAUUCACUAAUGAUUCGGAAGCUUGUAGGGUCAAAAGAUACAUUCAGGACACCAAUACUUCCUUCACACUUAUUAGAACAGGAAUUCCAAAAUUUAUUCAACCCAGACACUUCUAAUUUAAUUGGUACUCAAUCGAUGAAGUCAUCUUUGGAGUGUACUAACGUGAAUACUUCUGCAUUUAGUAGUAAUAACAACCAAUCCGAACAACAGUUAAAAAAAAGUGAAAACUCUCUGGGUACCAUUUCAAAUUCCCCAAAGUCAUUAUCAUCCCAACAGCCCACAAAUCUAGAUGCUUGGUUAAAUCUGUUUUCUGAUAUUGGACCAAUCGGUAAUCCAGAUACAAUAUCGAAAAAGGCUGGUCAAGUCACGGAUGCCUAG